Messenger RNA from Lontra canadensis (Northern American river otter), 1901 nucleotides. It is a transcript of the gene RNMT, whose product is annotated as RNA guanine-7 methyltransferase. Gene Ontology annotation, cellular component: nucleus. The record is from RefSeq and is a predicted model, not a curated record. The coding region runs from base 38 to 1474 and encodes 478 amino acids. Gene Ontology annotation, biological process: 7-methylguanosine mRNA capping. Gene Ontology annotation, molecular function: mRNA 5'-cap (guanine-N7-)-methyltransferase activity. The transcript has 10 exons. Lineage: Eukaryota; Metazoa; Chordata; Mammalia; Carnivora; Mustelidae.
GUUAAUUCGUGAAGUUUUACUAUCUAUUUAAGCAAAAAUGGAAAAUUCUGCAAAAGCAGAGGAGUGUGGAAAGAUCUCUCUUGAAGAGGCAAAAGCAUCAGUAGAUUUGGAAACAGAAUCUUCAUUCAGUAUUAAUGAAAACACAACCACUCCUGGGACUGGCCUUUCUGAAAAGGCUCCUAUCUGUGGACAAGUAGACACACCAAAAAAGAGAAAAAUGGAAUUUGAAGAUGAUCUUAUAAAGGAAAGUUCUAGUUGUGGGGAAGAUACUCCAACCAAGAAAAGGAAACUUGAUGCUGAAAUUGUCCCAGAGGAAAAAGGUUCUGGUGAUGAUGAAGUCAUUUCAAGGAAAAGAAGAGUGGAAACGGAUGAUUUUCCAAAAGAUGAACCUUCUACUGGAGAUGGCACACAGAAAAAGAGAAAAAUAGAACUUGAGGAUGUUCCUGAAAAGCAAAAAAAGUUAGAAGAGGGACACAGUUCAGCCGUGGCUGCCCACUAUAAUGAACUACAGGAAGUUGGUUUGGAGAAGCGUAGCCAAAGUCGUAUUUUUUACCUAAGAAACUUUAAUAAUUGGAUGAAAAGCGUCCUCAUUGGGGAAUUUUUAGAAAAGAUACGACAGAAAAAAAAACGUGAUAUCACUGUUUUGGACCUGGGAUGUGGUAAAGGUGGAGAUUUGCUCAAGUGGAAAAAGGGAAGAAUUAACAAGCUAGUUUGUACAGAUAUCGCUGAUGUUUCUGUCAAACAGUGUCAGCAGCGGUAUGAGGACAUGAAAAAUCGUUGUCGUGAUAACGAAUUUAUUUUCAAUGCAGAAUUUGUAACUGCUGAUUGUUCAAAGGAACUUUUGAUUAACAAAUUUCGUGACCCAGAAAUGUGCUUUGACAUAUGCAGUUGUCAGUUUGUCUGUCAUUAUUCAUUUGAAUCCUAUGAGCAGGCUGACAUGAUGCUCAGAAAUGCUUGUGAGAGACUGAGCCCUGGAGGUUAUUUUAUUGGUACUACUCCCAAUAGCUUUGAACUGAUAAGACGCCUUGAAGCUUCAGAAACAGAAUCAUUUGGGAAUGAGAUAUAUACUGUGAAGUUUCAGAAGAAAGGAGAUUAUCCUUUAUUUGGCUGCAAAUAUGACUUCAACUUGGAAGGUGUUGUGGAUGUCCCUGAAUUCUUGGUCUAUUUUCCAUUGCUAAAUGAAAUGGCAAAGAAGUACAAUAUGAAACUAGUCUACAAAAAAACAUUUCUGGAGUUCUAUGAAGAAAAGAUUAAGAACAACGAAAAUAAAAUGCUGUUAAAACGAAUGCAGGCCCUAGAGCCAUAUCCAGCAAAUGAGAAUUCCAAACUUGCCUCUGAGAAGAUAGAUGACUAUGAACAUGCAGCAGAGUACAUGAAGAACAGUCAAGUAAGGUUACCUUUGGGAACCUUAAGUAAGUCGGAGUGGGAAGCCACAAGUAUUUACUUGGUUUUUGCAUUUGAGAAGCAGCGGUGAGCACAUACGCAGUAGUCCCAGGACAGCUGUGUCCCGUCCUGUGCAGAUUUGAACGCUCCAUUCUAGAUCUGACAACUUUCUGUUUGUUUGUUGUAAUUACUCUAAAUGUGCAGGAUGCUGCCGGAAACUCCAGUGUGUAAAUUCAACAUUUGCUGUCUGUGACAGAUGAACUUUUGUGUGUGUAUAUAAGAAUGAGUUGGGACCUUUGUCUUUAAAAAUCUAUUUUUAAGUAAUGUUCUAAGAAUUCCAUUUGCCUCACUACUCUCCUAGCGCAUAAAAAUUAUAGUAUGACUUGUUAGAGCUGCUGAACUCUUUCCACAGUGCUCUGAUUUGUUCAAUGUUCGUUUCCAGUAUUAAAUUCAUUGCCCUUGUAGAAUUGCUGAGGGAGCAUACUGGUUUAUGGGGGUUUGUGCUGAUUUCUGUAGUU